AUGCGACGACCCGAGAACGUAAGCUUCCUCCCGGCCCAGGUCGACGCCGCGCUCGCGUCCCGGCCGCUCACCGCGACGAUUUCGCCGCUCUACCUCUUCCUCUCCGACCUCGUCCUCUUCUUCGGGAACGCCUUCUACCUCCCCGGCAUCGUCUUCCCCCUCGCACCCUGGCCCUCUGGCCACCUCGACGAGCUCUAUCCCUCUCUCGCCAACCUCUCUGCCAUAUCCGUGCACCUCUUCCUCGUCUGUCUCCAGCUCGGCUUCCUCCUCUCCCUCCCCCUCGGCCUCUUCUUCGUCGGCGCCGUCUGGCUACUCUACUGCGCCGCCGUCUUGUUCGCUGUCUUCCUCGUCUGCCUCCCCCUCAACGGCGGCCGCAACGGCCAGAAGGUGCUCAGCGACAGGCGCAUCCUCCAUGGCUGCGACCCCAAGGAUAGGGAGUCCUGGGUGUUCAUCAACGGCGUCGCCGUCGGCAAACACUGGCUUCAGAGCAACCUCGACAGGCUCUCCCUCACCUUCCUCCGGCCCAUCACCGGCGUGCACAACAUCACCGCCGGCAUCGUCUUCGACGUCCUUGAGUGCCUCAUCCAGCGCGACUUCUCCUACCACCCGCGGGACGUGCGCCAGACGUACGCCUUCCUCAAGAACGCCCUCCUCGACCCGCACAAGGACAAGGUCGUCCUCCUCGCCCACUCCCAGGGCGGCAUCAUCGCCUCCAUGGCCCUCGACUGGCUCUACGCCGAGCUCCCGCUCUCCGCCCUCCGCAAGCUCGAGGUGUACACCUUUGGCUGCGCCGCGAACCACUUCAACAACCCCUUCAGGGCCGCGCGCCCGGGCGACGCCGCGACCGACGCGGAGCGCGACGACCCGCUCCGCGCGCGCGUGAACCCCGACUCGCCGCUCGCGGGCAGCGCGCGCGCAAUCCUCGGCGCGCAGCCGGGCGCGGCGGCCAGCACGGCGCCGUUCGACGACGCGCGCGCGGUCGCGCACGUCGAGCACUACGCGAACGAGUGCGACUUUGUCGCGCGCUGGGGCGUGCUGCACUACGCCGCGCGCGCGGAGCGCUUCGCGGGGCGCGUCUUUACGCGGCGCGGCGCGUCGGGGCACCAGCUCAACCAGCACUACCUCGACGCGAUGUUCCCGCUCGACGAUGGGCGCGCGGCUGUGCGUGAGUAUAAUGAGUUUGUGGAUGCCGAGUGCGAGGUCGAUGAGGCGCUUGUGAUGCGCCGCGAGGAGCCGGAGGUGGCGGAGAUGGACCGCAUCCUUGGGUCUGAUGGGGACGGAGAGGGUAAGGAGACGGUGGAGGUGGCGAUGGGAGACGGGAAGGGCCGGGUCGGGCCGCUGGGGAAGAUGUAUCGAAAGGCGACGCGGGCGCGGGCGAGGGCGGCGCAGGGGGCGCGCGUGAGGGACUUGAGCCGGCUCUGGGCGUAUAGGAACGGGAUGUCGCCCGAGGAUUGA
Messenger RNA from Sparassis crispa, 1455 nucleotides. RefSeq lists its product as hypothetical. Lineage: Eukaryota; Fungi; Basidiomycota; Agaricomycetes; Polyporales; Sparassidaceae. Bases 1 to 1455 code for a protein of 484 amino acids. The record is from RefSeq and is a predicted model, not a curated record. The transcript is spliced from 3 exons.